GUUCACAGUCAGGCGCUGGACGGUGAAGAUGGCGGCGGAGCUCCCCGUGUGCGCCACCGCUCGGGGGAGAUGACGACGAAACGUCCGAGAACUUACUUUACCGUCGCGGUGUUGGCAGCGUGCACAUAGGACGCGUGUCGGGGACACACCCGAGGACUUAUCGACUCGGUAGAAGUCAGAAUCCACGUAGUUUCGGGAGAGGGAGGAGGCUGCGUCGUGCGUUGACCAUGGAGGACAUCAACUCGAACAUCAACGCGGACCUGGAGGUGAGGAAGCUCCAGGACCUCGUCAAGAAACUCGAGCAGCAAAACGAACAGCUCCGCAGCCGCUCCGCCCUGCUGCCUGCGUCCGGGGCCAGACCUCUCAGUGCCGGAUACGACACGCCGCUGUCGGCGGGGGCAGCGGCGGGUCUCGCCGCGUUGGCCGGGGUGGGGUUCGCCUCGACGAGGGGCUACGGGGGGCUUCUGGAGAACUCUCGCUGUGCGAGCCCCAGGCGCUCGUACCACGGGGGCUGUGGCGUGAGCUACGCCGGCGAGGACGCUUCUCCCGCCACGGCGCACACCGGCGUGCCCUCGUAUUACCGCGACACUGUGGGUUUUCCCGAGGACGGCGACACUUCGGUGUUGGACGAGGUGGAGAUCCUCGAUCUUGAAGAUAUGGACUGUCUGAACGAGGAUGAAGACAGCUGGUUGUAUGAGGCGAAGCUGAACAGCCCCCUCCAGAAGGCCCUCAGCCCUGUGGUGUGGUGCAGACAUGCGCUGGAUAACCCCAGCCCUGACAUGGAGUCUGCUAAACGCUCCCUCCUCCACAGACUCGACCUCACCAUGUCAGCAAAUAAGCGGCGGAGUCUAUAUGGCAGCAGCUACACCUCUCAGGUGGGCUACGGAAGCCCCUACAGUCCAAACGCAGCAGGCAGUCCGUACAGCAGUGGCUUCAACUCGCCUUCGUCCACGCCCUGCAGAGUGCCCAUCGUCAGGCAACUCGUACUGCCUGGGAGUGCAGGCUACCAGCGGGGUCCGGCGGACAGGAACCCCCCAGCAGUGAGCCCCCAGUCGUCAGUGGACAGUGAACUGAGCACAUCUGAGAUGGACGAAGACUCUGUGGGCUCCUCCACCACCUACAAGCUCAACGAUGUCACCGAUGUGCAGAUCCUCGCACGCAUGCAGGAGGAGAGUCUGCGGCAGGACUACGCUGCCACAGCGUCCCGUCGCAGCUCGGGCUCGUCCUGCCAGUCCCUGAGACGAGGCACGCUCAGCGACCAGGAGCUCGACGCCCAGAGCCUGGAGGACGAAGAGGAGGCGGUGCUCCAGCAGGCUCCGCCCUUCGGCCAGCACGGGCCGGGAAUGGCCCGCUUCAGCCCCUCGCCCCGCCCAUCGCCCCGCCCCUCGCCCCGCCAUUCGCCUCGCUCGCGGUCGCCUGCCCGCUCACUGGAGUAUGCCAGGGCCCCGCCCCAGCCUCCAGUCAUAAGCCGUCUGCAGCAACCCCGCCUUUCGCUGCAGGGCCACGCCCACGAGCCCCAUGCCAACGCCAUCAAGAACGAAGAGAAACUCCGGCGCAGUCUUCCCAACCUGACGCGCUCCAGCUCGGGCUCAACCGCUGAACCCGUGAAGAACAGCCGCAGCUGCGAGUCCAACCUGCAAGUGCCAAAUGGCUCUCCUCAACAUCAGAGUCAGUCAGCUACAGCGACGCACCAAAGGCUCCCCGGGCCGACGAGGGCCUCUCCGAAGCCCAAAGAGCAGCUGCAGAACCCCACAUCUCUACGAGUUCAUCUUUCGUGUUGCUUUGGAGACGAGGGAGACUUCAUCCCCUCCAGCAGUAAGUUGCGGACUCCAGUCACCCCUUCGCCCUUGGCUCUACGGCAGCCUGUCAAGGUCGUGUCUAAUCCUGGUUCAGGAACUGCCACGCCCACCCGCACCCUGGCCCCACCCCGCAGUGGUCUGCCCCGCCCCAGCGGUACUGCUGGCGGGGGUUUACCUGUGCCUCGCAGCAAACUGGCACAGCCGGUGCGCAGGUCUCUGCCAGCUCCACGCACCUAUGGCGGCAUCAGAGAUGAGAGCUGGCGAGAGGGCUGCUACUGAGCAUGCCCAGAAGCCUGCAAAGAUGGACAGUCCUACCUGGCACUUUACCAACCGACAAUUUUAAAACAAACACGCACGCAAGAGAGCCACUCAGCCUCCCCGUUCAGCAGCAGUGUGAAGAGAAGCUCAUCUCAGUGGGACAGUUACAUGGCUGGCCGGAGAUCAGAGAAUGCCAAAGAAACCAACUGAGAGCUACCCUGUCUGCCACCAGAGGGCGCCCUCACCAACCAAACAGAGUCUAGAGCGCUCAGAACCUCUGCUCCCUGCUUGACUGUUUGUUCCAACACCCUGUGCUCACUGUACUGCUCCACUCUACCGCACCCUGAUAAACGAGACCCGUGUCUUUUCAUUGCGUGCUUUUUUUUUCCCUCGGUAACAGGCCUCUUGCAAUCCUGUGACCGAGGAAUACUGGUCUAUAAUGGCUGUCCAUAAUGUUUCACUUGAACACUUCUUAAAAAACAAACAGAAACUGUCUAAAUGGUGGCACAGCGUUGGACAGAAUGUCUUUUCAUGUCUGUGACAAUUAUUUAUUUAGGAAUUAUUAUUUAAAAAUGCUUUUCUCCCAAUAUUUAGUUUGUUGGUUUGUUUAUGGCUUUUUUUUAGUUUGGGAUGUUGACGUCAAACCUCAACUAGCUAUGUUUCCAAAGCAUUUUUUGAUGGCUUCAUAAAUGAGACUGGAUAUCUCUGAGAAGAUUUUAUUUUAUCACUGUGUUUCAUUUAAGAACUCUUGAGAUGCAAUUCAGGGUCUAUCGAGAGAUUUCAUCACUUUCCCAACGUUAACGUUCAGAGGCUCACUCAUCCAGUCACGUCACGUUGAUGCGCCCUUUUCUAAAUUGUAUCUAUAUCGUGUUCCUUUAUUGGGAGUUAAACUAUGGUAGACCAUUAGAUGUUGAACUGUAAUCGUUGAAUUUGGUAAUGUUUACUUGUGCAUACUGAAAAUUCUGGUGAGCAUCUAGUGUGUGUGUGUGUGUGUGUGGGUGUGUGUGUGUGUGGGUGUGUGUGUGUGUGGGUGUGUG
This is a messenger RNA of Electrophorus electricus (electric eel), 3094 nucleotides long. RefSeq names its product SLAIN motif family, member 2 (gene slain2). Gene Ontology annotation, biological process: positive regulation of microtubule polymerization; cytoplasmic microtubule organization; microtubule nucleation. Lineage: Eukaryota; Metazoa; Chordata; Actinopteri; Gymnotiformes; Gymnotidae. The record is from RefSeq and is a predicted model, not a curated record. Gene Ontology annotation, cellular component: microtubule plus-end.